UUUCAUCCAUCUUUCCGUCGUUUUUUGUUGUUAUUAAAGUUUAUCUGUUCUCAAAUUCAUUCACUUAUUAUCUGAGCUAACGAAUUCAUAUUUCAUAUUAACAUAAUGGAUGUACAGUUUUCGAAAUAAGUUCUGAUCAUAUUAGUAUAAUGGAUGUACAUUUUUCGAUUCCGACCGCCUAUUGUAAUUGAAUUUUCCCUCAGAAUAUCCACCACCAUACUGGUCCUCGCAGGAUUUGGACCAUAUUUUAAAUAAGCUAAUCUACCUAGGCUGAUCAAAAUAAGUAACGACACAAUGCCCCUGAAAUGUGCAGUUACCGGUUGUUUAUCUAAGUCAAGUGUAGGCUCACCCAUAAAAUUUUAUCAUUUUCCCCAAGACAGUGCUAUGCGAGAGAAAUGGACUCAGUUUUGCAGCUCAGAAUCAACUUUGAACUACAGUACAGCUAGAAUCUGUUCGCGGCAUUUCCAAAAAGCAUUUAUAAUCAAGCGUCCGAUUGAUGUAGCUCUUGGUCUGAAAAGUCCUCCCAACUUCCGAAACAUCACAGAUGAUGCUGUUCCUACCCUGAAUCUUCCUCCUCAAGAUGGAGAGGAAAAGACCUCACAAACCGUAGAUCAAAACUCAGUCGCCCUAGAUACUACAGAGGUUCAAAGUGCUUCAACCUGCAAAACUACCUCUGCAUGCUCAACAACUCCAAGGUAUUUUUUUAGUGAGUCAGCGCUGGGGAAGUCAAUAUCCAGUCGAUAUCAGAAGAUCUCAUCAAUUCCCAUUAUCCGAUGCAAAUCAGACGUAGCUGGUCCAAAAAUCGUGCAAAUUGCAGGAAAGCAUUUAAAAUCAUGUGAAGUCUCCUCUAUACAGGCAACCAGUGAAAGAGAAAUAACGGAUUCCACCUCUGAUACAUCUCAUGGUCUCUUAAAAGAAGGAAAAAAUGAAGACAGAAAUGAAAAUUCAAAUUCAACAUCUAGCACCAACAGCUUAAAAGCGACUUCUGCAGAGGUGGAUCCUAAAAACUCAGACUUCAGCUCUAAAUCUCUAAGCACUAUUCUGCCAGCCCCACCAAUGGAGGUAACAACUACAAUAGGAUCAAACUUAAGCCAGGAUAAUGUGACUGAAUCAUUGUGUGCACCUCCACCUACAAAGAAACUCAGAUUAUUACUUCCCAAAAGCCGAGAAUUAGUUUCUGAAGAAAUUCCAUACAUGUCAUUUAUUUCAGAUAAUAACCACACUAUCACCGAAGAAUCUUUUGCCUCUGACAAUGUAUCAAUAAAGUCUUCUGGAAAGUUAAAAGCAAGUAAUUCAUCUCAAUACAUCAUUCUAAAGCGAUCAAAAUGGGAAGAGAACGACCAGAAAAUACGAGUCCUCAGUACCAGAAUGAAUGAACUGAACAACCUUGCCACCAAGUAUACAAGCGCUUUAGAAGAGAUGGUAGUAUUAAACCAAAGGUUAGUCUCAGCUAAAGGGGGAAAUAUUGAAAGUGAUAAUGAAAUAAUAAAACAUUUGAAGUUAGAAAAUGCCAAACUGAAUCGUGAAGUAGCUGGUUUAAGGAAAGAUAAAGAAAAGUUAGCAAAUGAAAAUCGUGCUUUAAGAAGUGACAAGGAGAAACUUGAGGAACGAUUCAAAAAACAUGCAAUAAUGCUGAAGCAAUAUUUCACCACAGGCCAGUUGAAGAGAAUGUUUGCUGAUGAUCCGAUGAGUCGGUCUCGCUGGACGCCUGAAGAUGUAGAACAAGCACUUGCCUUAAAAGCUGAGAGCACUGCUGCCUACAAUUAUCUCCAAGAUAGAUUUGCCUUUCUCCUACCUAAUCUUGCAACUCUGAGGCGAUGGGUGAGGGCCAAGAAGAUCAAUAUGGAUGAGCAAAUUGCCAAUAACCCAACAGAACCUCCCUCAGAACAAGAUAAAGCUUUGCAGAAUUUGAUUCUCCUGCAUGACCAGACAAAUGAAAUCAACUCUGAAGAAAUUAGUUUAGAUGAAAAUUUAUUAAGUAAUGGUACAAUCGAAAUUGUAAUGGAAGAAUAAUGCAUGCUUCUGGCAACUACUCUGUUGUUUAUGAAUGUUCAUUAAUGUCUUGAAGAUCUUAUUAGGUGUGCCAGCAAGCUUCAUCAAUGCAUCACAUCUAUCAAGAGCCAAUUUUCUGGCAGAUUUGGAAAAUCUCUUCAUAAUCAAGAGAAGAUAGUAUUGAAAGAUGAUCCUGGUCAAUCCAAGAUCAACUGUCACCUUCAAACAAAGGUGAAGAACAACGUCUAACUAAAAAGGAAAGCAAGCAGGAUUGUGACUACAAGAUUUAUGGAAAUUCUCUAAGACUUACAACUACAAGGAAUGGCAUAAGAAUAGCGACUGACUACAUAGACAAUAAGAAAAAGAGUACACUCGGUGGGCGAACGCCUUAUGCUAAGUGGGGGAUGGUACUGAGUACCAAAAGGACUUCCUGUUUAAGAAAACAACUUGCCGGAUUUCUGAUCACUGAUGGGCAAAGUAAACUUAAUUCUGUUUUUCUCAAGACUGUACUUUUUCUGCCUCUUAUGGGUGAUUUUGUAAGCCAUGUCCUCAAUUGUGUCUGCUUGCCAAAGAUAGGCAGUUAAUAUGAUCAAAUCUCUGUGAACAGAAAGUGUGGACCAGUAUGAAUCUUCAUCAUUUCUUUUGCCAUCGUUUAUAUUUAGAUUCACAACUAAAGCACUCACUGUUUAUGCUCUUUCUCCUGUCACUACGUGGAUUUUCCUUUGUCUGUAGUGGAUUUCACCUGUUGAUAGGCAGGGAUUAAAAUUAACUUAAUGCAGGGCAACAAAUAUACUGGAUCAAGUCUUGAUCUACAUUGUUGUGUGACAACGUUUUACGGUCCUCUUUUGCUGCUUAAUUACCGCUAAGUAAUUUGAUAAAAUAGUUUCAAUAAUAAUAGUGCAAUUGCUGCUUGUCAGAGUUGAGGGAUGGGUCAACUUUUACCUAGUUUCAUAGUGUAUUCCCCUCCACCUCAAUUGCAAGUAUGUGAUGUCUUGGAAACAAUGUUUUAGAGUUGGGAAAUCAACCAAUAAAUUUAUUUAUUUUGUUUCCCCUCUGA
Messenger RNA from Bemisia tabaci, 3049 nucleotides. NCBI's taxonomy places the organism in Eukaryota, Metazoa, Arthropoda, Insecta, Hemiptera, Aleyrodidae. The record is from RefSeq and is a predicted model, not a curated record.